AUGAAGCGGUUCAUUCUACUCGAAAGAAAACUCCAAAAAGACGUGACGUUAAAAACCGACUACCAUGCACUUAUACAGGAAUAUCUAGAUUUAGGACACAUGUCUGAGGUCACAACAAACGAACUCGUGGACGAUGGGUACUAUCUGCCACAUCACGGUGUGAUUAAGGAAACGAAUCAAACGACUAAACUCAGAGUGGUAUUCGAUGCGUCGGCCAAAAGCAACAACGGUAUAUCCUUGAAUGAUACGCUUCAUAUCGGUCCGAAAAUACAGGAAGAUCUAUUAUUUAUACUUCUCAGAUUCAGCAUUCAUCAAUAUAUCAUCACUGGCGACAUUGAAAAAAUGUACAGACAAUUCUUGAUCCGAUCACAAGAUAGGAAGUAUUAA
Molecule: messenger RNA, 387 nt
Organism: Ceratina calcarata
Lineage: Eukaryota; Metazoa; Arthropoda; Insecta; Hymenoptera; Apidae
Exons: 1
Coding region: 1-387 (128 amino acids)
Source: RefSeq, a predicted model, not a curated record